Messenger RNA from Rosa rugosa (rugosa rose), 593 nucleotides. RefSeq lists its product as uncharacterized. The record is from RefSeq and is a predicted model, not a curated record. The coding region runs from base 43 to 429 and encodes 128 amino acids. Lineage: Eukaryota; Viridiplantae; Streptophyta; Magnoliopsida; Rosales; Rosaceae. The transcript has 3 exons.
UUUAACUACCUUUGCAAGUGAUCGUCUAACCUAACACACACAAUGCAAAAGAUGUUAGCUUUGAACCUCGCUGCAAACCUCUCCAAAUCUCUUCCAUUCAAAAGAAUAUCCGAUCAUACUAGAGUGUUUGUCACUUCGGCCACAAGACCUUUGCAAUCGAAGAAGGAGGACGAUGCAUCUGACAAGACAAAAGAAGCAGCAGAUGCAGUUAAAGAUGGAGCUAAAGAAGUGAGACAGACUUGCGAAUUCAUGAGGGACACCGUAGAAACCACUGCCAAAACCAUGGGCAAAGCGACCAAGGAGGCGACGGAGAAAGUAACGGAAACAGCAGAAACCAUCACAGAGAAAACAAAGGGCACCGUUUCAGGUGCAUGGGGGAUGGCCAAGAAUACUACUGAGAUUAUCAAGGACAAAGUAAUGGGCAAGUGAACAUCAGAGAUCGACCACCAAGAAUAGCAGCAACUAAUAAGUUAAUUCAUUUAACCAACAUUUCCUUUACGUUAAUUUGUACUUUUCGGUACAUGAAAUGCGAAUAUGCUAGUGAUGAUUAUAUUAUUUGCAUAAUAGCAUUGUACGAUUACAGAUUUACAGUC